Molecule: messenger RNA, 1908 nt
Organism: Colletotrichum abscissum
Lineage: Eukaryota; Fungi; Ascomycota; Sordariomycetes; Glomerellales; Glomerellaceae
Product: tRNA synthetase class I
Exons: 3
Coding region: 1-1908 (635 amino acids)
Biological process (GO): tyrosyl-tRNA aminoacylation
Cellular component (GO): cytosol; mitochondrion
Molecular function (GO): ATP binding; RNA binding; tyrosine-tRNA ligase activity
Source: RefSeq, a predicted model, not a curated record
AUGUCGUCGACAUUGGUGGCCCGCCUCCCCGAAUUACGGCGGAAUAUUUGCGUUCGAUGCGCUGCGCUCCCAGUAGCCCAUUUCAGACAAAACCAAGCGAGAUGGGUAUCACAAAAGGUCGUGGAGAAGCGCAAGACAGGGGAGGAGGAGUGGGCAAGACGCGCCACAGCAAUUGAGCAGGGUGAAAUUCAGAACAUCUGGGAUGUAUUUGAGGAGCGAGGUUACGUCAAGGACGUCGCAGGGCGCACACCGCAGGUCAAAGAACUCUUGCGGACCAAACGAAUAGGCGCAUACGUCGGCGUCGAUCCCACGGCGGCGUCCCUCCACGUCGGCCACCUUCUCCCCUUUAUGCCCCUUUUCUGGAUGUACCUCAACGGGUACACGGCCGUGUCGCUGGUCGGAGGCGCGACGGGCAGGAUAGGUGACCCGACGGACCGACUGAAGACGCGCGAGGUCAUGGCGAAUAGCGAGGUCUCAAUGAACAUCACAAAGAUCCACUACCAGCUGAAGAAGAUUUGGGCAAAUGUGGAAGCCCUGGGGCGAAAGUACGGCCAUGAGGCGGACUGGGCGGCUAAGAGGCAUCUCGUGAACAACAACAUGUGGUGGCAAAGCUUGCCAUUGUACGAUGUCAUGAAGAGACUGGGCCGCUUCAUGCGGAUAGGGCCCAUGCUCGGCCGCGAUACAGUCAAGAACAAGAUGGAAAAGGGCGACGGCAUGUCCCUCGCAGAAUUCACCUACCCCUUAAUGCAAGGAUGGGACUUUUGGCACCUGUACUCCAAGCUCGGCGUCCAGAUGCAAAUCGGAGGCUCAGAUCAGUUCGGAAACAUCGUGACGGGCAUCGAGGCCGUCAAGACGAUCCGCGCGUCCGAGGAGAACCCCAACAUGCGCAUGCCCGAGACCUGGAGAGACGACCCAAUCGGCUUCACGGUGCCCCUCCUGACGGACAGCGCGGGCGCAAAGUUUGGCAAGAGCGCUGGCAACGCCGUUUGGCUCGACCCCUUUAUGACGAGCGCCUUUGACCUCUACGGCUAUUUCGCCCGGCGGUCCGACACCGAGGUUGAGCGGCUCCUCAAGCUCUUCACCUUCCUGCCCACCGCCAACAUUGAGAAGCUCAUGGUCGACCACGCAAAGAACCCGCCCGCGCGCGUCGCGCAGCACACCCUCGCCUUCGAGGUGCUCUCUCUCGUCCACGGCGCCGACGUUGCCAUCAGGGAGCAGCAGCAGCAUCAGUUCAUGUACAGCAAGGGAUCCGGCACCCAAUUCGCCGGCGCCUCGCCCGAGAAAGCGGGACAGGACAACACCGUGGCCCCCUACAAGGCCGUGGAAGGCCACCCGACGACCCUCAACAACGCGCCCAAGAUGGACAUGCAGCUCCCCGAAAACCUCAUCUACAACCAAGGCAUCGCCCGCAUCCUCUACGCCGCAGGUCUCGCCACCUCCGUCAGCGAGGGCCACCGCAUCGCCCGCGCCCAGGGCGCCUACGUCGCCGCCGCGCCCGGCAAGGACAUGCGCGGCCUCGUGCCCGGAAACCUCGACUGGACGCCCGUCAAGCUCUGGUACCCGCAGGACGUGCCCAAGUUCCUUAUUGACGGCCGCGUGCUCAUCAUCCGCAAGGGCAAACACAACGUCCGCAUCAUCGAGGUCGUCAGCGACAAGGAGUGGCAGGACAGCGGCAAGGCCUACCCGGGCGAGCCCUUCAAGGGCAAGACGCGCGUGCUGAUGCAGCAGCUCAAGGAGCUCGCCGCGGCCGAGGGCCGCAAGCUCUCGCGCCGCGAGCUGGAGCAGAUGGUCAAGGAGAAGCUGGCCGCCGAGGAGGAGGAGGUUACCGUUGCGAAUAACCCGGAUAUCAAGUUCCCCAAGAAGAGCGAGCGCCAGCAAGCGUUCGAGGAGGGCAAGUCGCGGGAGUAA